AUGAAACAAGUAUGGCUUAGCUUUGUCACUGUAGCAAAAAGAAGACCGCAAGUUCCUGAAAAGACUUUCACCGAUUUUGGCAUUCAAGUAGAUUUGUUUGAAAAAGCUUGUGUCGAUUUUGAAUCCCAAGUAUUCUUUUCAGAUCCAAUGUGUGAAAUUUUUCAAAGAAGAAUUGAUGAGUUAGAAAAAAAUAAUAAGCAAUUAUUAAGCAUUUGGUGUCCAAUUUCCAUAACAUGUGAUGAGGCAGAACUUCAAAAAAGCGAAGGCUCUUUAAAAAAAUUAGAAAUUUUAUCUAUUAUUACCUCUUUAAUUCCUUCUUUAGGUGAUUUAGAUCGAUUGUACUUUCGUGGUUUAUCAAAUAAGUCCUGUGAAGAAUUAGUAAAUACUUUUCAAGAAGUCAAAAAUAUAUUAGCUGAAAAUAACAUUAGUGUUAGCGAAGAAUAA
Messenger RNA from Dentiscutata erythropus, 444 nucleotides. Lineage: Eukaryota; Fungi; Glomeromycota; Glomeromycetes; Diversisporales; Gigasporaceae. The record is from the annotation of a GenBank genome assembly.